Thlaspi arvense is the source of this 1779-nucleotide messenger RNA. The record is from the annotation of a GenBank genome assembly. Lineage: Eukaryota; Viridiplantae; Streptophyta; Magnoliopsida; Brassicales; Brassicaceae.
AUGGAUCAAUUGUUACCGAAAGGCUUUGAAGUCAUCGGAGGUCUGAUAGUUGGGGAUUCCGACGCUGAGAAAAGCGCGCUCGAGGCGGUUAAAGCAGCUCGGAGAUUGCGGAAGCAUAUAUCUGAAGGUGGAGAGUUAGAUGAUGAAAAGAUAGUUGUGGCUAGCUGCGAUGCAGUAACCGGUACCAUCCACUUCUUCACCUCCAAAACAGAGAACUCAACGAAGCUAGAGCCUGUUGCUUCUGUUGUCUAUGAGAAAAACUCUGGAAAGUAUCUAUGGGAGAACGGCUGCUUGCUUCACUGUGAGGUUCCUAUCAAGCUGCCGUUCUAUUUCCCCGCGAGCUCUCCCUCCGAUUCAAAGGAGAUGUUUUCAGAUGCAAUUGAUGCAGUUAUCACUGAGUUUAAAGAACCGUAUGCUGUAUACAUAGCAGAGACUUUAAAGAAAGCUUCUGGAGAUGUUGCAAAGCCUGUGGUCCUCCGUGGUAAAGAUUUUGGUUUUGGUGCUGAUGCGUCGAACAUUAACCGUCUUCCUGCUGCUGAUCAAGUAUCUGACGUUAACAUGUUAUCAUGCUCGCAUCUGUGUGUGAACAGCAAAACUGCUGCAGUUGCUAAUUCAGCAGAGAUAAAAUCAACAUCUGAAAAAGCUCCAACAUCUGGUGCCCCUGCUGCAGAAUAUUUUCCAGCAAUGGAAGAAGCAAGGCUCAUUGUUGUUGAUUUGAAUCUUGAUGUGCUUACUUACGCAACUAAGGAACUUCCACUAAUGCACGCUGUCUCGAAUUUAGUUAUCCCUGCUUUGGUUGAUCAGCUAUAUUCACUGAAGAAGAUUAUCUUACCACACCUCUUGAAGGAACAUCCUCAGUUGCGUAUUUAUCACUUCAAUCCACCUGGAGUGUUACAUCCAAUAACGACUAUAUACGAGCUUAACUAUGGGGAGACUGAAAUGAAGCAAGUCGAUGUUAGGAAAUCUCUACACAUGAGGCUUGGUCUGCCUAUUGAUCGUCCACUUCUAAGAACUGCUAACGCCUUGGAUCUUUCUGUGAAUGAUGACUCGAAGAGUAACAUCAAGAAAAGAGCUACGUGGGCAAUGUCAGGUUCCAUCUUGCUCAAAGAUGUGCAUAUUGGAAUACCGAGUAGCGGAGUCUCGGAGGGUGUGGCAUCUCUUAUCCAAGGUUCUUAUGAGUAUCAUCAUUAUCUUCAGGAUGGCUUUGAUGACUCGGGGUGGGGUUGUGCUUACCGGUCAUUGCAAACUAUCAUCUCGUGGUUCAGGCUUCAACACUAUACAUCCAUCUCUGUACCUUCACAUAGGGAAAUUCAGCAGACACUCGUGGAAAUAGGUGACAAGGAUCCUUCAUUUAUAGGAUCACGCGAGUGGAUUGGUGCCAUAGAGCUGAGUUUUGUUCUGGACAAACUUCUUGGUGUAAGUUGCAAAAUCAUGAACUUCAGAUCUGGAUCGGAGCUUCCAGAGAAAUGCCGUGAGUUAGCUAUGCACUUUGAGACCCAAGGAACUCCAAUAAUGAUAGGAGGUGGUGUUCUUGCAUACACGCUUUUGGGAGUGGAUUACGAUGAAGAUAGCGGAGAUUGUGCGUUCCUGAUCCUGGAUCCGCAUUAUACAGGAGGUGAGGAUCACAAGAAGAUCGUCAAUGGUGGAUGGUGUGGCUGGAAGAAAGCUGUUGAUAGCAAAGGGAAGAGCUUUUUCUUGCACAAUAAGUUCUACAAUCUUCUUCUUCCUCAGCGACCUAACAUGAUUAAGGUGAGAAAGAUACGAAUCUACUUUGCAUAG